GGCCAAUGAGGCCUCGCUUCCCGCUUGAAGCCUCCAGUGAGUGGGCGCCGGGGGCGGGCGCUGCUGGCCUGAAGGUUCGGUUGCGCGUGUGCCAUGGACUCAGCCGCCCGGUGAUAUUGACAAUAGGAGAGAGAAAGGGGCAUUGACGGGGACCCACCGCGGGUACCAAAGGGCGCUCUGGCAGCGGCGGCUCCAGCUCCGGCGGCUCCUCCUCCUUCUCCUUCCUUCUCCUGCUGCCGCUGCGGAUCCAGUCUUCCUCCCUCCCUUCCCCCCCUCCCCACGUCUUCGCCGCCGCCGCCGCCGGGUCCGGGGCAACGAGCAGAGGCGCCGCCCGUCGGGAAUGUGAGCGAGGAGCCACCGGCGGAGCCGCAACGGGGUCGGUGCCGAUUUGAUGGGACGGGCCCGCGGGGGAGGAUCGUGAGGCUGCCGCCACCGUCGCCGCCGCCGGAGCGCUGAGGUUCAGGUACGGCCGUGAGGCCUAGAGGCGCCGCCGCCGCGGAACCGGAGGGACGCCGCGCCGGACAGCCGUCGCCCCGGGCUCCCUGCCGCUGUCCGGACCUCCCCCCGCACGUCCCGGUCCUGCCACCCGCCCCCGCUGCGGCCCUCACGCCGGUCUCCCGCCCUUCGAAACCACAGAUCAUCUUCGGAUUCUUCCCCAGGAGCUUCAAGGGAUAUGUCCUCAGCACCAACUACUCCUCCAUCAGUGGAUAAAGUAGACGGAUUUUCUCGGAAGUCCGUCAGAAAAGCCAGACAGAAGAGGUCGCAAAGUUCCUCACAGUUUAGGUCUCAAGGCAAGCCUAUUGAGUUAACACCUCUGCCGCUGCUAAAAGACGUUCCAUCCUCAGAGCAGCCUGAACUGUUCCUAAAGAAACUUCAGCAGUGCUGUGUCAUUUUUGACUUCAUGGACACGCUAUCUGAUCUUAAAAUGAAAGAAUACAAGCGCUCCACUCUUAAUGAACUGGUGGACUACAUUACAAUAAGCAGAGGCUGUUUGACAGAGCAGACUUACCCUGAAGUAGUUAGAAUGGUAUCUUGCAAUAUAUUCAGAACUCUCCCUCCUAGUGACAGCAAUGAAUUUGAUCCAGAAGAAGAUGAACCUACCCUUGAGGCAUCCUGGCCACACUUACAGCUUGUAUAUGAAUUUUUCAUACGAUUUUUGGAAAGCCAAGAAUUCCAACCCAGCAUUGCCAAAAAAUACAUAGAUCAGAAAUUUGUAUUACAGCUUUUGGAGCUAUUUGACAGCGAAGACCCUCGGGAACGGGACUACUUAAAAACAGUCUUACACAGAAUUUAUGGCAAAUUUCUUGGUCUUAGAGCAUUUAUCAGAAAACAGAUUAACAAUAUUUUUCUAAGGUUUGUUUAUGAAACAGAACACUUCAAUGGUGUAGCUGAACUGCUGGAAAUACUAGGAAGUAUUAUCAAUGGCUUUGCUUUACCUCUUAAGGCAGAACACAAACAGUUUCUGGUGAAAGUGUUGAUCCCUUUACACACUGUCAGGAGCUUAUCACUCUUCCAUGCCCAGCUGGCGUAUUGCAUAGUACAGUUUCUGGAGAAAGAUCCUUCACUCACAGAACCAGUUAUUAGGGGGUUAAUGAAAUUUUGGCCUAAAACAUGUAGUCAGAAAGAGGUCAUGUUCCUUGGGGAGCUGGAAGAAAUAUUGGAUGUGAUUGAACCCUCACAAUUUGUUAAAAUUCAAGAACCUUUGUUUAAACAAAUUGCCAAGUGUGUAUCUAGCCCCCAUUUUCAGGUGGCAGAAAGGGCACUGUAUUAUUGGAAUAAUGAAUACAUCAUGAGUUUGAUAGAAGAAAACUCUAAUGUCAUCCUUCCCAUCAUGUUUUCCAGUCUUUAUAGGAUUUCAAAAGAACAUUGGAAUCCGGCUAUCGUGGCGCUGGUGUACAACGUGUUGAAGGCGUUUAUGGAAAUGAACAGCACCAUGUUUGAUGAGCUGACAGCCACAUACAAGUCAGAUCGUCAGCGAUGGAAACAUUGGCUUCUCCCUGGAUGUGGGACUAGGAAAAGAGAAAAGAGAGAUCUAUUUGGUGCUGUUAGAGAAGAGCUACCUGGAGGAGUUCACUUCUGGAUGGCACCAAAUUGAAGUGUUUCAGUGCAGAUCAAAUUUUUAUACAAAUCUGAAAAUGUGAGAAAAAGAAAGAAAAAGAGCGUGAAGAACUGUGGAAAAAACUGGAGGAUCUGGAAUUAAAGAGGGGGCUUAGACGUGACGGCAUAAUUCCAACUUAACAGAAAUAAUUACAGCAGCGUCACUAACCUGUGGGGUCACACAUUUAUGUAGUAGAAGAUGGAGCAGCAGUUUUCUGUAUUGUGCAACUUUGCAGUAGAUUCCACAUCUGUUUCAUUAUUACAACAGCACUGUAUAUACCUGUCUCUAAGUAAAGGAAAAAAAAAAUAAGGACUUCAAUCCAAAGUUUGGACAGUAGAUGGACUUCUCAGAACUUUGCAAACAUAAUCAUUGUUCUAACCCUCUUUAAAAAGCAAAAAGCAGUCUUCAAAGAUCUGUUGAUGAAAUGGCCGUGUUGAAAUUCUGUUAUCAGGAGUUCCUUAUUUAUCCUUAGCAGAGAGUAUGAAACAAUUUUCAAAUGUGAACAAUCUUAAAUUUAGCUUGUCUUUCUGCUAAGCUGUUAAAUGUAUUUAUAGUAACGGAAGAAAAAAAAAAAAAGACUGUCAUUUCCUUAUAAGUUUGUAUAACAUCCUCCUCUGGAUAACUUGACUGUAACUUAACAUCUUUUCCUUUUGCACAUCUUCAUGAGUUGAAUGUCCAUGUGGAAUGGGGCCAGGAAUUGUACAGGCCCCUGAUAAAAGUUUUGCUGACUGGAGUGAACAUCUUUCCAGUAACCAGGUAGCCCUGGUACUCCUUUAGUUUUAAAAUUAGGAGUAAAAGAGAAGCGGUGAUAAACAUAGUAGGGAAGGGAAUUUUGGAUUCCUCCAUCAGUUUAUGGCGAAUCCAAAUCAAUGUCUUGAAUCCUUUGAAAACAGGCACUGGGACAUCAGAGGCUUCAGUAGCUGACCAGUAUUAGUUGCAUACAUCAUUGAACACACAUACCAGAGAUGUUGGAGAAAUGUCAGAAAACAUCCUUUUGGACCAUUUUGUAAUAAGAAAGACAAACACUAAACAGUACAACCAUGAAAUUGAUCGCCAGGAUUGCGAAUCUAAUUGGGAAGAGAGUUGAGCAAACAGCUUGGACUGUUUGGAGUUGUUGCCUUACUUUUUAAUAUGUAUUUAUAAAGUAUUCCAGCAAAAGAGGAUGUAACCUCUGGGAAAAAACAAACAUAUUACAGUGUUUUUUGUAGAUUCUCGUUCUGUAUCUCAUCACAGCGCCAGCCCUGUUUUUAGCCAGAAAGGAUUCAGGAUAAACAUUACUAUGCAUUCUGAAUUGGAUGCAUAUUCCUAACUACUGUAUUUGUUACCAAAAGUGGUUCUACAAAUGCUACUGAAAAGAAUCUGGAAAUCCCUAAUGUCCUGAGUAUUAAUAAUAAAGUUUAAAAAUGCUUUUAUAUCAAAGGUGCAUUGUGACCAAAUUGUUUAAGAAAAAAAUGAAAAACAAAACAAAAUUUAGGGCUGUAUUAUAGGUAUAUCUUAUUGGCUCUCUGCUUUGUAUUUAAAAGAGGAAUCUUACAUCUUCGGGAGAUAAAAUGCCGAUGAAAUUUGUGUCCAGUAUGUACUUACUUGAUGCGGUUGCAUUAUUAUGUACUGCAAGAUACGUGUUUUGGAACUUAUUUUCAGGAUGCUUUUGCUUGUUAUGGAUGUGGCAGCAGUGAGUUGAUAAUCCUAAACCAUCCCCUCCAGCAAUAUUCAUGGCACAGAGCUGAUUCUGUGUUCAUGUACUGAAUUGUGAUGGUAGCAAACAUGAACAUAUGAACUGUCGUUGCUUUUAAUAGAAAUAUAGUAUCAAUAUGGACUUGUAUAUUCUCUUCCUUCCACUUAAAUAUAAAGUAGAAUAUGCAGUUUUAUUGUUUCCAAGAAAAAGGAAAAAAAAAAGCCGCUGACCUUUCUCCCCUACUAAGUGUUUCAGGAUUAUCAGGUCACAGUUGGAUAUUGUCAUCUCAGUAACUUUGUAAAACAGAAACAAAACUUGGCUAUGUUAAUUCUGAAAAAGAAACAGCAGUAAAAGAGUCAUAUGCAACACCCAACACAACAUGGUUUAAUGGAAUGAAGAGAUUUUUUUUUUUCAAGAACAUUAAUGGGGAUUCAAUGUAAAGCCAGCGGAGGCUGCCAAAAUGAAACCACUUACUUUAAAAGUGCUGGAGCAAAGGUGCAAGUUCAAACACUAAAGACAAAAAAUAAAUUUGUAACAAAUCAUCUCCUUUAGCCCUUUUGCUUUGAGCCUGUUAGCUUUGACUCUGCACUGCAUUUGUUUUGGACAGUAUAAACUUACGUUUGCCAUCAAUUCAUCUUUUUAGAUAGAAGACAUUAAAAUCGCAGGUUUAUGAACGAUCUCUGCCCAUUAAAAUGAAAUGCAGUCAUUUGAAAUGAGAAAGACGAGGACCCCGUUUUGCGCCUUUCCCUGCGCUCCGAGUUACGGUGAGGACUGCACAGAUACCCUUGAUGUUAAUUCUGUAUGUUGAUCAUUCCAAACUGAGAAGAACAAAGCCAAACUUUAGACAUAUUUACAGAAGCAAUUGCAAAUAUAUGUCUAAAAUGUAUAGGGCAACUUCUGAGAAGAAACACUGUCUUUCCUUUUUUAACCGAAAGUGACAAUGUGACAUCUGUCAUGUUGUGUCCGGUGACGCAGAGUAACUGAGGUAAUCUGACUGUUGCACUAUGUGACAUAGUUAAGGCUGUACUUGCUGCGUUUACAGCAGCCCUCUCUCUCUCUCUCUCUCUGUCCUCUCCCCCAUUUCUGCUGUUGCUGCAACUUGAGUUCAUUGUGACAAAUGCAUCUUCGUGUUAUAUUUUGUUCGCUUCCUAAUUUCCAGAACUAUAUAUAAAUAUAUUUUUUAAAUAGCAAAUAUUGUAGUUAGUGAGUGAUGAUCACUCCAACCUCAUCCCUACCAUAUUGGUUUCAGGGGUAGGAUAAAGAGUGUCUUUGGAAGAACCAAACCAAACUAAACCAAACCCUGUGGUUUAGAAUGAUGCUGGGGCCUGGGUUGUGGGCCCAGAACAACCAUGUGAGUGAAUUGACCCAUCUCAUACUUUGAAUCAAGCAUGCAUUCCUUUUCUCAUUGUGCAAGUGUCCCCAGUUGUUUCCCAUCAGUGUCUCGUUUUUGUUCUUUAAAUUUUAUUAUAUUUUGCUCUCCCUGACAUCUGUUUUUUAUAAAAUAAAAUGAAAAAUAAAAAAAGUAAGAAAUAAAUAAUACCCUCGAUGCCGCUGGAUACUCACAAGCAGGGUUAUUGCUCCUUCAUCUUGGGCUUGCUUGCCUAAAUGGAAGGGUUUAAUUUAUUUUGUACCUCCUUCUAUGCGUGGGGCAGUCCAGGGUGCAGAGCCAGGAAUUGCUUGUAAUUGCACCUGCUAUACUUAAAUGUAUAGCCCUAGGCUCAAUCACACUAUGGAAAGAAAAAAAAAAGUAUAUUUAGAGCUUUAAAAGCUUUUUUAUUUUUUUGUGGGGAUCGGGGUGGGGUGGGAAAGGGAAGAUGUAUGGAUGUUACUGGCAUUUUUAAGUGUUAAGAGUUUUUUGUGUUGUUGUUUUUUUUCCUCUCGUUUUGUUCUUCCCCUUUAAUUAGGUGCACUGAGCUGGCCCAGGAAAUGAAGAGAUUCUCUUCUUUUGAUGCUAUAACCAACCUUAUCACAAAGUGUUGUCACCUGUAGCAAAAGGUGGCACCAGACAUGAUCAGUGGUGUUUUAUUUGCACAUCGAUAUUUUUAUUUUUAUAUUCUGGCUCGGCUGCUUCUCUGAGUGAAGUUAAGGAAUGACCCACAAAGGAUUUUUGUAGUAGGCAUAUUGGCGAUGCGUUUUAUAUUUCUCGGUAUUUAAUUUUGAAAAUCUAAAAGGAUUGUGCAUCUUGAGAGAAAGUUGAGCAAAUUUUGAUCUAGUGGAAUGUUAAUUUGUGCUGCUUCUUGUGCACGACAGCAGCGGUAGUAGCUCUUGGAAAUAAACAUCCCAUUUGAUGAUGUCUAUGAAUAUAGGUUUCCUUUUCUUCCCUGCCUCCUUCCCACCCUCCUUUUUUCCCCUCCCUUCUUCUCCCCUCCCUCCCACCCUACCCCCUCCUUCCUUCCCUUCCCUGACUUGGCUUUUUUUUUUGGAAUCACUUACUGUAAAUAAGUUGUAAUCCAGACCUCAUGUAUCAGUGGGGAACUUUCAAAUAUAAAUAUUACCAAUACA
Messenger RNA from Mirounga angustirostris (Northern elephant seal), 6275 nucleotides. It is a transcript of the gene PPP2R5E, whose product is annotated as protein phosphatase 2 regulatory subunit B'epsilon. The record is from RefSeq and is a predicted model, not a curated record. Gene Ontology annotation, biological process: signal transduction; protein dephosphorylation. The transcript has 15 exons. Lineage: Eukaryota; Metazoa; Chordata; Mammalia; Carnivora; Phocidae. Bases 674 to 2095 code for a protein of 473 amino acids. Gene Ontology annotation, molecular function: protein phosphatase activator activity. Gene Ontology annotation, cellular component: nucleus; cytosol; protein phosphatase type 2A complex.